GCCACAAAGUGAAAGUGAUAAUGAAGAAAUAGAAGACUCAGAUAGUUCAACAAGUGCAGGAGAUGAAAUUCCAUCUGGUGAUGCAUUACUUGAAUUAUUGCAAAUUCAAUACAAUUCUGCAAAAGAUUUUCAAACUGGAGAUAAUUAUUCUCAAUCAGCUCAACAAACAACACCUACUUAUAAUUGUGCAGAUGAUGAUGAUGAUUUUUUUUAA
Messenger RNA from Dentiscutata heterogama, 214 nucleotides. NCBI's taxonomy places the organism in Eukaryota, Fungi, Glomeromycota, Glomeromycetes, Diversisporales, Gigasporaceae. The record is from the annotation of a GenBank genome assembly.